Molecule: messenger RNA, 1011 nt
Organism: Ziziphus jujuba (common jujube)
Lineage: Eukaryota; Viridiplantae; Streptophyta; Magnoliopsida; Rosales; Rhamnaceae
Product: protein ALP1-like
Exons: 5
Coding region: 1-1011 (336 amino acids)
Source: RefSeq, a predicted model, not a curated record
AUGAGUGAUGCAAUCCAAGAAUGGACUGAGACAGCAAAGGCAAAGACAGAAGUUGCUAAAGCUAAGGCAGAAAAAUAUAAAAGUUCCUAUAGUGUGGAUGAUAAUAGUAUUGGUAAUGCAAAAGAUUGUUCCAUUGCUACAUGUGUGAGCCUUCUUGAAGCAAUAGAUGGAGUUGACAAUGCUACUUAUCUUAAAGCAGUAGAAAAGUUUAGAGAGGCAGAUUGGAGAGAGAUAUUUAUCCAUAUGUCUUCGCUUAGGAAGAAGGCUUGUUCCUCUUCUUCUAGUUCAGAUGAAGAGUUUCAAGACUUUAUGAUGUUUCUUGAUCAACAUGAAUAUUUGAAAGAUACUAAAGAAGUUAGAGUUGAAGAAGCACUUGCUAUGUUUCUUAUAAUAAUUGGUCACAAUGUGGGAAUAAGACUUAUAGCGGAUCGUUUUCAACAUUCCCUUGAAACUGUGGAUAGACAUUUCACUUUGACACUAAGAGCAAUAUGUAGACUUGGAAAAGAAUUGAUAUGUCAUACAAACUCUCCAUUGCCUUCACAUAUUGUCAACAAUCCAAAAUAUUUUCCAUGGUUUGAGAAAUGUAUUGGUACAAUUGAUGGCACACACAUAAGCGCACAUGUUCCUGUUGAAAAGCAAGUUAGCUAUAGAGGUAGAAAAUCUAUAGUGACUCAAAAUGUUUUAUGUGCAUGCAAUUUCAACAUGAUGUUGACUUUCGUUUAUGCUGGUUGGGAGGGCACUGCAAAUGAUUCAAGAGUUUUUCUUGAUGCAAUUACAAGAUCUGAGAAUAAAUUUCCGUUACCUAAAGAAGGCGAAUAUUAUGUUGUUCAUUCUGGAUUUCCAUGUACCGUGGGUUUUCUUCCUCCAUUUCAAGGUGAAAGAUAUCAUUUGCAAGAAUAUCAUGGUAGAGGUCGCCAACCAAGAGGACCAAAAGAAUUGUUUAAUUAUAGGCAUUCUUCACUUAGAAAUGUUAUUGAACGUUGCUUUGGUGUGUUGAAAGCGUGGUUUUGA